GCCUCUUCUAAAAUGAUGCCUGCCCCCCUUGAUUUUUAUUUGCUUCCCCCAGGGGUCUGCAAUCUUCUGAACCCUUCAACAAUCUACUCCAACAAUGAGAUUUCCCUGAGUACUAUCGAAGUUUAUGGAUUUGACUAUGACUACACACUGGCGUUAUACUCACCUGCUCUCCACUCUUGCAUCUACAACACUGCUCGGGACAUCCUUGUGGAGCAGUAUAAGUAUCCAAAGGGCAUCCUGAAGUAUGAAUAUUGGCCGAACUUUGCCAUCCGGGGCUUACACUACGACAUUGCCAAGGGCUUGCUCAUGAAGAUAGAUGCCUUUCAUUACAUUCAGUUGGGCACCGUUUACCGGGGCUUGAAACCUGUUCCAGAUGAUGAGGUGCUGGCGAUGUAUGACGGUACCCUUCAUAUCCCCCUCCACCAGGCUAGUGGCUUCUAUGGAAAGGGUCCAGCCAUAAAGCAGUUUAUGGACAUCUUCUCUCUCCCUGAAAUGACCCUCCUGGCCGUAGCCAAUGACUUCUUCAUCACCAACAACAUUGAUUACGAUCCCAUCCAUCUCUACAAAGACGUAACGGAUGCCAUCCGGGAUGUCCAUAUUAAAGGCUUUAUGUACAAGUGGAUUAUGCAGGAUCUGGAGAAGUACAUCCUGCGUGGAGAUGAGACGUACGCCGUGCUGCACCGCCUGGCCAAGUGUGGCAAGAAACUCUUCCUCAUCACCAACAGCCCUUUCAGCUUUGUCAAUAAAGGGAUGCGGUACAUGGUUGGCAAAGACUGGCGGGACUUCUUUGACGUGGUCAUAGUCCAGGCAGACAAGCCUCAUUUCUUCAAUGAUUGUGUCAAACCUUUCCGGCGCCUGGAUGCUAACGGGGAUCUGCAGUGGGACAAAAUAACUAAGCUGGAGAAGGGGCAGGUAUAUAAGCAGGGCAACCUCGUUGACUUCCUGCAGCUUACAGGCUGGCGCGGAUCCAAAGUUCUGUACUUCGGAGAUCAUCUCUACAGUGACCUGGCGGACCUGAUGCUGCGCCAUGGCUGGCGAACAGGGGCCAUAGUUCCCGAACUGGAAACAGAGACCAAAAUGGUGAACACAGAACAGUACUCACAAGCACUCACCUGGCUGCAGGCCUUGACCGGCUUGCUGGAGCGCAUGCAGAUGUUCAAGGAUCCAGAAGCUCAGCAGGUGUUCCAGGACUGGAUGAAGGAGCGGCAAGAGCUCAGGGCUCUCACCAAAAACCUCUUCAAUCCUCAGUUUGGCAGCAUCUUUCGCACCUGCCACAACCCCACCUAUUUCUCACGCCGCCUGUGCCGCUUCUCGGACGUCUACAUGGCCUCGCUCAGCUGCUUGCUCAACUAUGACCUCAACUACACCUUUUACCCAAGGCGCACUCCCCUGCAGCAUGAGGCUCCCCUCUGGAUGGAUCAGCUGUGCACUGGCUGCAUGAAGACUCCCUUUUUGGAAGAGAUGGCUCAUAUCCGCUAGGGACCUGCGCAGGCAAAGCUGCAGAGGCUUACGACUCUGCUCCAGACCCACAAGUGCAGCAGUGAGGGCUGACUUCUUGAAUUAGAGUCCCUGCAGGUUAUUUGUCCAAAUUUACAAAGCAUGAGUGCUUUAUAGGAAUGUCUUAAUUGUUAAGGCCUAAUUCUUCUUUGCCAAGUGGUCUUCAGUAUCCAGCCUUGCCUGCAGGUGUCAGAAGUGCCUUGCUGGCUGAGACCAAGGUCCAACUAGUCCAGAAUUCUUUGCAGGAUUCCCAGCAGCCAAGUAGGUUCUUGGGCCUAUCUCAAAAUUGGCCAGGAGCCCAACAGCAGAGUUUUGGUUUGCCUUCUUCCUGCACGUGCUCUAGGAAGCUUGGAAGCCUGUCUAUUGCUUGUCUGCUGGUGGAGCACCUCGGAAUGGUCUUGCAUUCCUCUCUGCCCUGCCCUGGGGUGGAUGCAUUUCACAGGCAAACUCACUCAGCAUCUGCGUGGGGGUGGGGGUGAAAUGUUAUUUUUGCUCCAACUCACAAAACUACUCAGUCCCCAACCCUUGCAGGACUGGUCUGAGCGACAGGUGUUCUGAAGUGUUUGAGGUUUACCUUUUCCCCACUGCUGGGUUUUUGUGAGGGUGAUUUUUGCUGGCAUCCAUGGAAGGUAUGGGGUACUGUGGGGAGGGGCUGGGAGGGAAGUAUCCUGUCUCUUGGCAAGGGGACAGGAGGUGCUAAUGGGAGGGUAGGUGUUUGUAGCUCGUAAGUCAAAUUUUGUACCUUUAAUAAAGUUCAGUGUGAAACCUG
Messenger RNA from Lacerta agilis (Sand lizard), 2266 nucleotides. Its product is annotated as 5'-nucleotidase domain-containing protein 2-like. The record is from RefSeq and is a predicted model, not a curated record. The coding region runs from base 13 to 1479 and encodes 488 amino acids. Lineage: Eukaryota; Metazoa; Chordata; Lepidosauria; Squamata; Lacertidae. The transcript has 14 exons. Gene Ontology annotation, molecular function: 5'-nucleotidase activity.